This is a messenger RNA of Durusdinium trenchii, 4203 nucleotides long. Lineage: Eukaryota; Dinophyceae; Suessiales; Symbiodiniaceae. The record is from the annotation of a GenBank genome assembly.
AUGUUCUGGGAGGUGACAGUUCAACAGAGUCCACGUUCUCACCGUCCCACGCCUUGUUCUCGCCGGCCAUUUGCUCCAGCCUUUCGCUCAUGGGUUGCGACUGGGCCAAGCCUGCUCCAUCUUACCACGAGGACAUGUCGCACAAGGAGGAAAUUGAAGACACCAUCAAGAAGCACAAGGACCCCUCCUCUCCUGCGUGUGCGGCUCGUGCGCGCGAGUUGCUGCAGACGCAUGCGGUCAAGGGUAUUCAGUUGGAGGCCAGCGCCCUUGGUGUUUUUUCUCGACGACUCAUGGAAUUGGAGGGAAUUGGAUGGAUCUUCUGUUUUGCUGAUCAGGAAAGCGACCACGCUGAUGAGCUUCGAAGCACUCCAGCAACAGGUCGAGGCGUCCUUCAGCCACGCAAAUCGCCUGCGAAGCCGUGGGAAGCUCUUGGUGGAGCAGGAUUUGCGGCAGCACGCACGAGAGCUGCUGAAGACACGGAGUUACCGGCGUGAGAACACGUGCCUAGAGAAUGCAGCCGUUCACUUCAGCCACUUCGUGCAGUCCUCAGGCCUCCACACCGAACUCACCAGUGCGGAGAUCACCGCCUUCGAGGAACGUGUCAUGGAGGAGAUGGAGAUCAUGUGCAAGCACCAUGCCAUCGACAGCAUCCCGGAUGCCACCACACAGGCCGAUGUGUGGAUGACGGAUUUCCUGCAAAGCUUGCGGGAUGAGCAGCCGGUGUUGACCGAGAAGCUCUUCCAGGUCUUGCAGGGCGAGAGCGGCUUCACUCUGGAGUUCAGUGCUUGGUUGGCCAACUUCUCCCAGAUGGAUUUGCAGCGGCGCACCGGCAUCCAGCACGACAACAGCUCUGUGCAUGCGUCCUUCCUCCAGACGGCCAGCAUCACCGAGACGAUGCGCACGCGCUCCCUGCCAGCCACCUUCGAGGCGCAGGAUCAAUGGCCCCACUGCCGGGAGAUCAUCGGACGGAUCCACAACCAAGGCCAAUGCGGCAGCUGUUGGGCCUUCGGCGCCUCCAGCGCCUUAGACUCCCGCUUGUGCAUCGCCACGGGCGGCGUCUUCAACGGUGCGGCGGCGCAGCUGAGCCGAGGCUAUGUGGCCUCGUGUGCACCGCCUGGAGGCGAAGAUGGCUGUGGCGGUGGUUGGUCCUGGUGGGUCUUCGACCUCAUGGCCAACAGUGGCGUUCCCACCGGAGGCACCGCGGGCUGCUCGCCCUACUUCGGCCACGGCGAUGGCACGGAUCACUUCGCGCAGUCGGGCGUGGCACCGCCCUGCCCCACGAUGUGUGGCAACAGCGCCUUUGGACGAAGCAUCGAUGAGGACAAAUUCAAGCUCGCGACCAGCAACUAUAUCCAGAUCGCCAGCUACAAGCAUCCGUUUCCCGCUCGUGUCUACCACUUGGCGCGGGAGGCCAUCAUGACCGGUGGGCCCAUCCCAGCAUAUCUCUAUGCAGACGGCGGCUUCAUGUCCUACACAAGCGGCGUCUACACCCACGCCUGCGACAGUUGGGCCAAUCACGCGAUCACGGUGAUCGGUUGGGGCCCGGACUAUUGGCAUUGCUUGAACUCAUGGGGCGACUGGUGGGGAGACCAGGGGCGCUUCAAGGUGGGCUUGUGCGUCUUGACCGACUUCCAGAUCCCCACCACCAGCCUCGCCGGGGACUCGGCGCACUACAGCUUUCCUUUGGAGGGUGAGACCCACACCCCGCAGCAGGGCCUGAACCCUUCGGAGAGCUACACGCACAUCGUGCAAGAGGCCCAGGAGGUGUCGCCGCGCACCACGGAUCGUCACUGUUUGUGCGCCACCGCGUGUGACACUCACGGCUACGACUUUGGCGUGUUCUGCUGGGUGACGGACACCGUGUGCCAGGGCACCAAUUGGGGCUACUGCGAAUUUCCGCCCAACUUGACUUCCACCACGACGACCACCACCACUACCACUACAACGACCUCCACCACUACCACCACCGCCACGACGACCACCACCACGACGACCACCACCACUACCACCACAACGACCACCACUACGACGACCACCACCACUACCACGACCACCACCACUACCACAAACAGCACUACGGUGACUACGACCGUGUCGGGAAAACCAUGGGAGCUGACCAUGGGCCCUUGCUCUGUGGACAGCGUCGGAUGCAUCAUGAGCCCCGGAUACAGCGCAGACAGCUACAGCACCUAUGACAAUCAUCAGGACUGCACUUUCGAGGUCAAAGAGCGCGUGAAGAUGGAGGUGGAAGACUUCCAGGUGGAAGCGGGCUACGACUUCUUGACCGUGAACGGCGCACAGUACAGUGGCCACACCACACCCCACGGCAAGAUCACCGAGCUGGGACAGAUCACCUGGUCUUCGGACUAUAGCGUGGUCAUGACGGGCUUCAAGGUUUGCCCCAAGGCCUUAGGAUUCCCGCGGACCAGUGGCACGGUGGUCGUCUUCGCCAAGUCAUGGUGCCCCUUCUGCACGGAGGCCUCGAUGAUCUUGCAAUCUCAUGGAGUCAAGGACUUGAAGGUCGUGGAAGCCGAUCACCGGAGGGACGAGCUGGAGUUCAUGAACACCCUCAAGGGGAUGACCGAACUCAAGACCGUGCCACAAAUCUUCGUGGAUGGCAAGAUCAUUCCAGGUGACAAGCCCGGGUGCUUCGACCGGUUGGACGCUCUGCGCGAGAAGGACGAACUGAAGCCCUUGUUGGCCAACGCCGGUGUGGUGGACUCCGAAGUGGAUCUGCCCCCGGGCACCUACGACUACGACCUCUUCGUCUUGGGCGGUGGCUCUGGCGGUGCGGCCGCGGCCCUGGAGGCGGCCAGGGACAAGUCCAAGCGGGUGGCCGUGGCGGACUUCGUGAAGCCUUCGCCGCAGGGCACCACCUGGGGAGUGGGCGGCACCUGCGUCAACGUGGGUUGCAUCCCCAAGAAGUUGAUGCACAUUGCAGCAACCAAGAAGGAAGAGAUCCACGAUUUGGCGAGCUAUGGUUUUCGGCAGAAGUCCGAUGGAGGUGAAGUGCAGCUGACUCACAACUGGCAGGAGAUGUGCAGCAGCAUCCAAGGUUACAUCAAGAACACCUUGAAUCAGGGCCUUCUGGAUGGUUUCGAAGCGAACGGCGUGAAGUACUACAACAAGUACGCCACCCUCAAGGACCGGCACACCAUCCAUUUGGACGACGGCAAGGGCAACACGGAGACGGUCACUGCACGGUUCAUCUUACUGGCCGCCGGUGGGCGCCCCAACAACGGCGGAUACCCAGGAGCGAAUGAGCAUUGCAUUUCGUCGGAUGAUGUGUUCUGGCUGAAGGAAGCCCCUGGCAAGACACUGGUGAUCGGCGCUGCCUACAUCGCCUUGGAGUGCGCCGGCUUCCUGAACGGCUUGGGUUACGACACGACGGUGAUGGUGCGCUCCAUGCUGCUGCGCGGCUUCGACCGCGAAUGCGUGGACAAGAUCGACGCCUACAUGCAGAAGGUUGGCGUGAAGUUUCUGCGCGGCUGUGUGCCGGAUCGCUUUGAGAAGGGAAGCAGCAAGAAGGUGAAGUGCAUUUGGAAAGUGGCUGGCGAGGAGAAGAGCGAAGAGUUCGACACCGUCUUGCUGGCCAUCGGCCGCACCGGCGAGGCCCAGAAGCUGGGCCUCGCCGAGGCCGGCGUGUGGUUCAACCCGGAGAACGGCAAGGUCCCCGCACCUGCGGAGCAGACCAAUGUGCCCAACAUCUUCGCCAUCGGCGACCUGGUGGAGAAUCGCCCGGAGCUCACCCCCGUGGCCAAGGUCGCGGGGAAGAAGGUGGCGACGCGGGUCUUCAAGGGCGACUUGCAGGCCAUGAACUACCGCCUCAUCGCCACCACCGUCUUCACACCUUUGGAGUAUGGCAUGUGUGGCCUCACAGAGGAGCAGUGCAAAGAGAAGUUUGGUGAUGAUGGCUAUUCGCCCUACACCAAGGAGGUGAAGCCCUUGGAGUGGUCGGUGGUCCCACACCGGGCGGCCGAUGCAUUUUUUAAGAUCCUGGUGGACAACAACACUGGGAAGAUCGUGGGCUUCCAUGUCUUGGGACCUCAAGCAGGAGAGAUCACACAGGCUAUGGCAGUGGCCAUGAAGAUGGGUGUGAAGAAGGAACAGUUGGAUUCUGUGGUUGGCAUUCAUCCCACCCUGGCCGAGACCAUGACAAUGAUGUCGGGGACCAAGAUCGUGGGCGUCAAGUGCGAAUCCUGA